AAAAAAAUUAUUCGACAGUUUAAGAGGAACAUGAUAAAACUUCGUUUAUGAAAAUUAAAUUAGAGGAGUUAUCUUUUUACUCAUAUUGCAUAAUAUAAUUAUAAAUAAUUGUAUCUGAAAUAAAAUGGUCAGAGGAAGUGCACGAAUUAAAGCUGGUGGUAUAAAUAUGGCUCAAGAUGGUCCACAAAUGAUCAAACCUCUAACAUUAAAUAUGAGUUUAUUUCAAUUUUUAAGAACUGGUUAUUUUGAAAAAGAUCUAUUAACUUAUUGUACUAAUCGUCUUGCUGAAUAUUCAUGUAUAUAUUGGCUUGAUCCUACAGUGAAUGGAAAUAGUGAUUCAAUAGAAUCGAACUUAGCGUUUACAACAAUGACUACUACUUCAACAAAAACACAAUUGACAAAAUAUCCAAAUGACUCUAUUAAUCAAACAUCAAUGGAAAAUAUAAUAAAUUUAAACACUAAUAAAUUCAUCAAUCAAAAUAAUACAUUAAAUGAAACAUUGAUUAAUUCAUUCAAUAUACAUAAAUCAAUAAAAUCGAUUGAAUUUGAAAAUGAAUCAAUAAUAUUACAUAAUAAUCAAAUAUCAAUAAAUCAAUUAAUGAUUCCAUUAAUUCUAUUUGCAUUAAUUAUAAAUUUCUUAAUAAUCAAUACAAUAAUAAAAAUAUUAUAUAAACAAAUACCAUGGAUAAUAUUUUUAUUUUAUAUUAUUAUACUGGAUCAAUUUGAUUUAUUGAUCUGUAUUAUUGAUCUUAUUAUUGAAUCAUAUUAUGAAAUUAAAUUAUUUAUUAUCAUACAGUUUUUUGGACGUUUUUAUUGUCAAAUUAUACCAAUGUUAUAUAAUUUAAUAAAACAUAUACAUUCAAUAUUAUAUAUAAUUUUUACAAUGGAAACAAUCAAAUUAUAUUUGUAUCCAUGGCAACAAUUAAAUAAGCCAUUCAAACAAAUAAAACAAUUUAUACAAAAUAUAUUGAUAUUAAUUAUUGUUAUAACAAUUAUAUUAAAUUGUCAAUUUAUAUGGACGUAUGAUUUAUCAAAAUUAGAAACAUUUAUAUUACAUGAACGUAUAUUACAUAAUAUAUACAAAUGUGAUUUUGCAUUAACAUGGAUAUUAAGUCCAAUAUUUUUAAAUUAUAUAUGGCCAUUAAUAGAUCACAUAAUUGGUGAUAUAUUACCAUGUGUCAUAUGUUUAUUUAGUGGAUUAAUUAGUUAUAUAUUAUAUCGAUUUCAAGUAAUCAAAUAUCAGAAAGAAAUCAAUAAUAAGUUCGAUGAUCAUCAUAAAAGUAGUCAAGAGAAAUAUUUAACUAUAUUCAUCAAUAAUAAUAAUAAUAAUAAUGGACAAAGAUAUAAUAAAAAUUAUUUAUCAUAUAUUAGAUGGAUUAUGAAAAUAAUUCGAGUAUUUAAUUUAAUUUGUAUUAUUCAUGGAAUAUUUUUGAUACCACGAUGUUUAUAUUAUUUAAUGAAAUAUUUCUUCUUUAUAAGUAGAGUAACAAAUCGUAAUAAUGUACGUAAUCAUGAAUUAGAUGAUUUUCAAAAUCAAACAGAUCAAGGACUAUUGAAUACUAUCGGUUAUAUUAUGGAAUUAUUAAAACCUUAUGAAAUUUAUUUAAGUAACUAUGAGUCUGCAUUACGUUUUAUAAAUUUUAUUGAAAUAUAUAUAAGAGUUAUUGUUCUGUUAUUUGGUAUAAAAGAAUUUAAAUCAAAUCUUUAUACACAUUUAACUACAAUCAUAAAUUAUUGUAAACGAUUAUCAUUAUGUAAUCUAUAUGAUGUAAUUCCAAAAAAAUGUACAAACGUUCCAUUCAUAAAUUAUGGGAAGAAAGUAUUUAUCCGAAAUUCUGGUCAUCAAGCUAAAUCUGUGCAUCGAACUACUACUGAUUUACCACUGAAUUAUGAAAAAGUCAAUGAAGAUGUUGUCGAAAUGUCGGAAUAUUUACACAAGAAAAACUGUAGCUCUGGUGAUCUCAGCAAUGAUAAUACUAAUAAUAGUAAUGAACAGAAGAAAAUACCUUCUUUCGUAGAAUAUGGCAACACAAUGAAUUCACAAACCUCUUUAAUUACUAAUACCCAGUUUAAUCAUACUACUUAUAAAUAUAAAUGUAAUGAAUCGAAUACAAUAAAAAUUAAUAAAUUCACAUCUAAUCUUAACAUUAAUGCAAAAUAUGAUUGGGCUACUACUACUACUACUACUACUACUACUACUACUACUACUACUACUACUACUACUACUACUACUACUACUACUACUACUACUACUACUACUACUACUACUACUACUACUACUACUACUACUACUACUACUACUACUACUACUACUACUACUACUACUACUACUACUACUACUACUACUACUACUACUACUACUACUACUACUACUACUACUACUACUACUACUACUACUACUACUACUACUACUACUACUACUACUACUACUACUACUACUACUACUACUACUACUACUACUACUACUACUACUACUACUACUACUACUACUACUACUACUACUACUACUACUACUACUACUACUACUACUACUACUACUACUACUACUACUACUACUACUACUACUACUACUACUACUACUACUACUACUACUACUACUACUACUACUACUACUACUACUACUACUACUACUACUACUACUACUACUACUACUACUACUACUACUACUACUACUACUACUACUACUACUACUACUACUACUACUACUACUACUACUACUACUACUACUACUACUACUACUACUACUACUACUACUACUACUACUACUACUACUACUACUACUACUACUACUACUACUACUACUACUACUACUACUACUACUACUACUACUACUACUACUACUACUACUACUACUACUACUACUACUACUACUACUACUACUACUACUACUACUACUACUACUACUACUACUACUACUACUACUACUACUACUACUACUACUACUACUACUACUACUACUACUACUACUACUACUACUACUACUACUACUACUACUACUACUACUACUACUACUACUACUACUACUACUACUACUACUACUACUACUACUACUACUACUACUACUACUACUACUACUACUACUACUACUACUACUACUACUACUACUACUACUACUACUACUACUACUACUACUACUACUACUACUACUACUACUACUACUACUACUACUACUACUACUACUACUACUACUACUACUACUACUACUACUACUACUACUACUACUACUACUACUACUACUACUACUACUACUACUACUACUACUACUACUACUACUACUACUACUACUACUACUACUACUACUACUACUACUACUACUACUACUACUACUACUACUACUACUACUACUACUACUACUACUACUACUACUACUACUACUACUACUACUACUACUACUACUACUACUACUACUACUACUACUACUACUACUACUACUACUACUACUACUACUACUACUACUACUACUACUACUACUACUACUACUACUACUACUACUACUACUACUACUACUACUACUACUACUACUACUACUACUACUACUACUACUACUACUACUACUACUACUACUACUACUACUACUACUACUACUACUACUACUACUACUACUACUACUACUACUACUACUACUACUACUACUACUACUACUACUACUACUACUACUACUACUACUACUACUACUACUACUACUACUACUACUACUACUACUACUACUACUACUACUACUACUACUACUACUACUACUACUACUACUACUACUACUACUACUACUACUACUACUACUACUACUACUACUACUACUACUACUACUACUACUACUACUACUACUACUACUACUACUACUACUACUACUACUACUACUACUACUACUACUACUACUACUACUACUACUACUACUACUACUACUACUACUACUACUACUACUACUACUACUACUACUACUACUACUACUACUACUACUACUACUACUACUACUACUACUACUACUACUACUACUACUACUACUACUACUACUACUACUACUACUACUACUACUACUACUACUACUACUUGCUACUGCUACAAUCGUAGUUCGCUUGCUCAUUCAUUUUGCCUCUCUGCUGUCUGGUCCGAAUUAUCUACUAAAUAA
This is a messenger RNA of Schistosoma intercalatum, 4123 nucleotides long. NCBI's taxonomy places the organism in Eukaryota, Metazoa, Platyhelminthes, Trematoda, Strigeidida, Schistosomatidae. The record is from the annotation of a GenBank genome assembly.